AUGGGGGUAUGGAAAACCGGGGUACUCAAAAAGUACUUUAAAAAAAUGAUCAUGAUAGCGACUCUUACAAAUCUUUCGUUCCGUUUGGGGCGCACCCUACAGCUGCUUCUGGAAGGAGGCGCUCUGAUCAGAGGUGGACGUUGUAGUCACGUCCCUAGCAGCCAUGGAAGAAGCGUCGUAAACUCCAAUCGCCACCCCGCACAGUUUGCGACCAACGAAGAAGGGGAAAGUCAAGAUGAAGCCGAAGCGAACAUAUUAGACAGCUCGUAUGUCUAUCACAUCCCCGUGCUCGCUGACGAAGUGGUACGUUACCUUAGGGGUGACGACCCCAGAGAGGACAACACGGAGGGGAGUCACUCAGAAGGGCAGCCUAUAGAAGGACAGCGCACAGGAGGAGAGACUACAGAAGAACACCACAUAGAAGAACGCCACAUAGAAGAACACCACACAGAUGGAGUAGAAUCACCGGGCGAGGCACGCCCCCCCUCUUUUUUUAUCUCAUCACGAAGGGAGAGAAAAGAAGAAAAGGGAGAAGGUACCACUCUGCGGAGAAAAAUGAAAAAUGGAAAGAACCCAAAUGGGGGGACGCAACAAAGGGGUGCUUUUUCCAAGCCCCUUUCCUCUACAUAUCUCUCACGGCUUUCCCCAAAGCAGAAUAUCCCAGGUGAGUACUACAUCGAUGCCACACUGGGAGGUGGCGGACACACUCUGGAGAUGUUAAAAAAGUUGGGACCAACAAGCAAGGUCAUCGCCAUAGACAAGGACAUAGAAUCCAUUUAUUACAACAAAGAGAAGCUGAAAUGUUAUAUAGAUGUGAACAAGCUGACGAUGAUACAUGGCGACUACAGACACAUCAUUCACCUGCUGCACCGGUAUGGUCUUCCCCUGUUUGGCAGUUACAGUGGAAUUUUACUCGACUUAGGUGUAUCCACGCACCAGCUCAGAUGUGGGAGGAGGGGGUUCAGUUACAAGCACAACAGCCCCCUUGACAUGACCAUGGAUAGGUACACCGAUGAGGAGUACGCCCGGAUGUGUAGGGAAAGUGCGGAACGGAGCGGGGGCGCUUCGAAGGAGGAUUGCCAAUACGAUGAGGCGAACCAGAUUAAGCGGGUCAACUGGGAGAGCCCCCAAACCGUGCCGAAAAAACGAAUCGGUGAAAUACUCAACACGUACAGCCUCCAACAGUUAAGAUUCAUCAUGCACACCUAUGGUCAGGAAAAAAAGGCUUCUAAAAUUGCCAAAAAAAUUGUACAGUGGAGGAAAAGCAGUGGAACUAUCACCACCACGUAUCAGCUGAGAGACAUCGUUCUUUCCACAUGCAGACAAAAUUACAAAGCAAAUCAAAAGGUCUUGUCCAGAGUAUUUCAGUCAUUUCGAAUUUACAUCAACGAUGAAAUGAAGGCCUUAAGGGAGUUUCUAUUAUCAAGCUAUAAAUUGUUAAGGGGUGGAAAAAGGCUUGUCGUUAUUUCGUAUCAUUCAUUAGAAUACAAGUGUGUGGAAAUGUUUGUCCAUGGAAGGAAAAACUUGUGGGAAAAGGUUAACGACGUCGAUAUAACCCCCAGUGAAGGGGAGUUAAAAGUCAACAAAUCUGCGCGCUCCGCCAAAAUGUUAGUUUUUGAGAAAAUUUAG
This is a messenger RNA of Plasmodium inui San Antonio 1, 1629 nucleotides long. Its product is annotated as 16S rRNA (-N4)-methyltransferase. The transcript has 3 exons. The record is from RefSeq and is a predicted model, not a curated record. Lineage: Eukaryota; Apicomplexa; Aconoidasida; Haemosporida; Plasmodiidae. Gene Ontology annotation, molecular function: rRNA (cytosine-N4-)-methyltransferase activity. Gene Ontology annotation, biological process: rRNA base methylation. Bases 1 to 1629 code for a protein of 542 amino acids.